AUGGAAAACUCGACUCUGAAGCGAAGAAGAGAAAGUUCCUCUGGACAACAAUACCUUGUUUCCAGUAGUCGACGUGAGCUUUUUUCAGAAGAAUCGACUACUUCAGAAUACGGUUUACCGGACAUGGAAAACAUGGGAGAAGGUGAUGUGAGAGAAGAUGAGGAUAUUGAAAAGGAUGAAUCGCGUGAAGUGUCGUCAGGUUCAGAUGGGGAAGAUGGAGAUGAUGAAAGAGAGGACGAUGACGAUGAAAAUGAAGACGUUGAACGUGAUAAGGACAAGAGUGAGGAUGAUUUAAAAGAUGAGGAUGAAGAUCAAGAGGUCUCAAAAAAGAAAGAUGAGAGAGAUGAGGACGAUUCAAGUGAUUCGGAUGAAAAAGAUGAAAUCACUGUUCCAAGGAGAUUCCCGUGGAAGAAGGCUGAUGAUGAUAAUGAUAUUGAUGUUGGUACAGCAGAUAAGGUGGAAGAGGAAGCAGAAGACAAAAUGAAACAAAACAAGUAUUAUAAAAAAUUAGUAAAAACUAUUGACGACAAGGAAUUAGAUGAAGAUCUAGUAAAAGCAAUAUGGAAGUUUGUGAAAGGAGGAGAUAAGCGUUUUGCUCAUAUUAUCGGUUUAACGCUUUACGAUACUGAAAAAGAAUUUUUUGAUCAUCAUCUCUGCGAGGAAAUUGUGGAGAGAGCAAUUCAAUAUUGGGGAGAACAUGGAGAUUUGUCGGAUGAAGAAAAUGAAGAGACCGAGAAUGGAGGCGAUGAGGAAACAAAAAAUGAAGACGAUAAACCAACCAAGUCUGGUUUGGAUGAAGCUAUCGAGAGUUCACCCAAUCAAUCAAAGAAAACAGAAGAAAAUAUCUCAUCGGACAUUGAAAAAGAGUUAUUGAAUUCUCGCUCUUACUCACGUAAAGAACUUCGGUUCAGAAUGUUGGAUAGAUUGAUUGAAGAAGAUGAAUUCAAAAAAGAUGUUGACCCGAAAGAAUGGUUUUUGGAGGAGUUGGACUACUAUGAAUGUGGUAUUGAAAAUGUGAAUCAGCAAAGGGCUGACCGAGCUUGGCAGAUUGUCCGAACAUUUGGUUCCGGCUUCAACAUGAGUAUUGGAGCAACGUUCUAUCUCACCACCAGAAAGGAAAUUGAUUUGGAGUUCCUGGAUGAAAUGCUCGAUAAAGCGUUCAUGCAAUACAAAGAAGUUGAAGAUGAACUCCGAAAAAAGGUGGGUGGAGAUAAUUUAAAAGGUGAUUCAAUUUACAUUUUGUCAAGUUUCAGGACGACGAAGAAGAUUAGGAAGACGAGGAAGACGAAGUGGGUCAAGAUAACCAAGCCAUCCCUGAGAGCUCUCCGUCUUUAUCCAAGUGAUGAUUUGCCUACUCCUCCCGCUUCCUUUCGUCUCAAAAUGUAA
Molecule: messenger RNA, 1386 nt
Organism: Caenorhabditis remanei
Lineage: Eukaryota; Metazoa; Nematoda; Chromadorea; Rhabditida; Rhabditidae
Exons: 9
Coding region: 1-1386 (461 amino acids)
Source: RefSeq, a predicted model, not a curated record